This is a messenger RNA of Pectinophora gossypiella (pink bollworm), 861 nucleotides long. Its product is annotated as ommochrome-binding protein-like. Gene Ontology annotation, molecular function: protein binding. The coding region runs from base 1 to 861 and encodes 286 amino acids. The record is from RefSeq and is a predicted model, not a curated record. NCBI's taxonomy places the organism in Eukaryota, Metazoa, Arthropoda, Insecta, Lepidoptera, Gelechiidae. The transcript has a single exon.
AUGAUACUGAAGACUUCACUACUCUAUGGAAUAUUUGCUGUAAUCGAAGCGAGGAAUGGUAAUUUUGAUAAGUAUUGUGAAAUACAAUCCGACGAUGUUGGUUCGCAGUGUUUUAGAAAAGAAAUUAUUACAAGUCUUCCUCACAGCCCCAACCAACUUGCAGUUGAUAGACUGACCAACCAUCUUUACUUUAGCUUUGAUUCUGGUCAAGGAGAGUAUGUUCCUGCUAAAAUGCAAAUUGGUAACGACACUAUAAUGGUACUCAAAGGUGUAAAAGAUGCUUUCGCUAUAGCAAGUGAUAUUGACACUGGAGAAAUUUAUUUCGGAGGCAGUCAUGGAAUUUACAGAUAUACUCCCAAAGCUAAGAAGUUGAGACGACUUGCGAUUGAUAAUUUGGAUAUUUGGUGGUUGGUUGUUAAUAAGAAUGUUAUUUAUUUCAUAAAGUUCCCGAGUCUAAGUGCUUAUAAGUACGAAAACAGAACGAUAAAGUUUAUGUCUCAGCUACAGAGCCAUAGCGUGCAACAAUUUGUUUACGAUCACGACGGGAAUAUUUUCUUCAUAAACAAUACUGGCUUGUAUGGUAUUAAAAACGGAGAAGAUAAUGCUAUUUUAAUAGGAGAUAAUCCAAGAUUUCUAGGCAUGGCUACUGACAACAACGGAGUAGUAUAUCUCUGUAGUGAAGACGGUAUAUUCAAAAUGACUAAAGUAGUCCAGAAACUUAAAAGAGUGAUUAAUAUACAAGGCAUAUUGGGUAUAACGUUUGACAAGGAUAAUAAUAUAAUAUAUUCGGAUUCUCACGAUUUGGUGAGACUGUUCCCAGUUACGAAGGAAAACUACUUCAUAGGAAGCCAUGAGUAUUAA